Messenger RNA from Fusarium sp. VM40, 465 nucleotides. NCBI's taxonomy places the organism in Eukaryota, Fungi, Ascomycota, Sordariomycetes, Hypocreales, Nectriaceae. The record is from the annotation of a GenBank genome assembly.
AUGUCUUCUGACGAGUCCAAGCCAGAGGCUACCUAUGAGGCAGGCUGCCACUGUGGCUAUAUCAGCCUCUCUGUGGCGCUCUCUCCUCCUCUGCCCGAGCAUGAGGUCACGAACUGCAGUUGCUCUAUUUGCCGACGAGGAGGCUAUCUUCUUGUUUAUCCAUCACACAAGAAGGUAACUUGGCACAACGACUCGGACAAGCGUCUCUCACGAUAUCUCUUCAACACCAAGACGAGAGACCAUAUGUUCUGUCCCAAAUGCGGGACCAGCAUUGGAAUUGACUUUGAGAAAGCAAAGCCCAGCCAUCCAUCUUACGGUAUCAGUGUGCGACAAUUUAACAACAUUGACUUAGACUCCCUCCGUUACACAAAGUUUGACGGCAUGCAUCAAGUAAAGCCCGCCGUUGAUCUAUCGGGUAGGGAGUUUGACUCAACAACCAGCGAGCCCCCUGCUUCUGAUGUCUAG